UCAGUUCCUCUUAUAAAAGGCACAAGUGAAGAUGAGUAUAGACUAUUACAGUGAUUAUAGUGAUUUUUCAAAUAUUUCAUUUGAAAAUGCUGCUGACUUUACCGAACUGGAUUUUGAAAAGAAUCCAAUAUUCAGGAUUAUAGCUGGAAUAUACCUUUUUAUCUUGAUUCUUGUUGGAUUCUUUGGAAAUAUUUUAGUGCUGCAAAUUAUUAUCGUCAAGUGGAAAAUUCAAACAUCCUUUAACUUGUUCCUAGCAAAUAUUGCAGUAGCUGAUAUUUUCUUCAUAUUUGGGACAGUAAUAAGCUUGACGUCUCACAUGUUUGUUGGUGAAUUUAUAUUUGGAGACACAAUGUGCAAAGUAGUAACAUUUUUUGAGUAUUUUGGACCCAUUUUGUCAAUCUUUACAAUCGUAACAGCUUUAAUCAUUCUGCAAUUUAAUAUUCGACUCUUGCUAUCAGCCUUAAUCAUUGGAUUCCUUUAUAUAGUCACCUCACUUCCGGCAUUUGCACAAUCAGUUCUAUUUCGUACUUAUGAUUCACAUUCGACAGAUAGCAGUGUCAUUACAGUGUGUGCAAAAUCAUAUCCAAGUUUGGAAGCAGAAAAAGGACUUGAUGAGUUAGACAAGAUAUUCCAAAUCAAACUUCCAAUGGCAAUUUUGUCAAUUUACAUCAUUUUUUGGAUCAUUCAUAAAAGCAUCAACUGUACAAGACUUAUGAGUGGAUUUAUUUAUGAAAAAAUGCUGACAGUAAUGGCAUUCGUUUAUAUAAUCCUGUGGAUACCAGCUUUGUUUUGCUUGCACAACAUAGAGAUGCUUAAUGAGGAAUAUAAAGUUCCUAUGUUAUGCACGCUCUUCCUAUGUCAUUUACUUUGUGGAGCAGCUAUUAUCUACAAACCAUUCCUAUACAUGAUCAUGCAUGAAGGAAUUCAAAGGGAAUUUCAAAAAUUCCUCUACAUUCGAUCACAAAACCCAGAACGAAGUCAAAUUUCACGGACAUUUUAGAUUUUGUUACUUGAUUAAGUGAUUUUAAGUCUGUGUUUAUUAUGACUAUUUGGAAUAUUAUUGAAAAUAAUGUUUAACGAUUAGCAAGUCUGUUUUGUUGCUUUACGUAGACGUUCUAAUAAUGAACAAUUAACUUUUAUUCUUUUUUUGAAAUUCAACGGUUUUCAAAAAUUUGAAUGAACUGAUCUUAGUUUAACUUUUUAAAUGAACUGAAAUAAAAUUAACUUUUUGAUGAUUUGAUCUAAAGUGAAAUGGAAUUGUGACAAAAAUUUGAAUUUUUUGAACUUCACGAACUUCUUUAACGACUUUCAUUUUACCAAUUUUGAUUAAAAAAAUAUUCACUUAAUUAAAUAAACGAAUUCCCCAAAUGACAAAUGCUCCCAAAAACUACGAAAGAAUGAAUGUCCUCAUAAUCUCAUCGUGACAAGCGCUCAAUGAAUAACAAGCAAAUAUUUUGAUAGUGGACAUAUGAAGGCAUAAAGGUUAUCAACUCAAUAAAAUUAAUUAAGUACUUAUCUGAUGUUUAUAAACAAUUGAUUUUAAUGUAGAACAAAACUGAGAAUUAUCAGCAUCGGCACGACU
Chironomus riparius is the source of this 1582-nucleotide messenger RNA. The record is from the annotation of a GenBank genome assembly. Lineage: Eukaryota; Metazoa; Arthropoda; Insecta; Diptera; Chironomidae.